Tarenaya hassleriana is the source of this 755-nucleotide messenger RNA. RefSeq names its product cinnamoyl-CoA reductase-like SNL6. Bases 4 to 648 code for a protein of 214 amino acids. Gene Ontology annotation, molecular function: oxidoreductase activity, acting on the CH-OH group of donors, NAD or NADP as acceptor. Lineage: Eukaryota; Viridiplantae; Streptophyta; Magnoliopsida; Brassicales; Cleomaceae. The transcript is spliced from 3 exons. The record is from RefSeq and is a predicted model, not a curated record.
UAUAUGGCUGAGGUGGAAGCAAAGGUGAGCGAGAAUGUGAUGGAGGCAUGUGCGAGGACGGAGAGCGUGAGGAAAUGUGUCUUGACUUCCUCGCUGUUGGCUUGCAUUUGGCGAAACGGCACGCAGUCCGAGCUUCCUCCAGUGAUUGAUCAUUCUUGCUGGAGUGACGAGUCCCUCUGCGUGGAUAAAAAGCUUUGGUACGCAUUAGGAAAAUUGAAGGCAGAGAAAACUGCAUGGAAAAUAGCCGAGGCUAAGGGCUUGAAACUAUCAACUAUAUGCCCUGCCCUCAUCACAACCCCUAAUCUACUUUACCACCAUCCCACCCCUACAAUUGCUUAUCUUAAAGGAGCACACGAAAUGUAUGCAAAUGGGCUACUAGCAACGGUGGACGUGGACAAUCUCGCAAAAGCGCACGUGCGAGUUUACGAAGCCAUGCAGAAGGCGGUGUAUGGAAGAUACGUGUGUUUCGACAAGGUGAUAUCGACUGAAUACGAAGCGGAGGAGCUGUCUGAACAAACAGGCUUUAGCCUUGAGAAGAUCCGCGGGGAUAAUAAGUACGGCGGCUCUACGGCGCCGUUUAGGUUAUCUGACAGAAAACUGUCGUCUCUCUUGUCGAGAUCUUCCAUAUGUUGUCUUGAUGACAUCUAAAUUAAACAUCUUAUUAGAUAUUGGGCUUUUUAUUGUUUUUUUUAUUUAUUUGUAAGAGCCUUGUAUUAGAUAUGGGUUAUUUGCUUCUAUUGCUUCUAUUGAUGUCA